Molecule: messenger RNA, 1533 nt
Organism: Triticum turgidum subsp. durum (durum wheat)
Lineage: Eukaryota; Viridiplantae; Streptophyta; Magnoliopsida; Poales; Poaceae
Source: the annotation of a GenBank genome assembly
AUGACGUACGCCUCCCACUGCGCUCAACUAUUUCCAAGUCAAGCUGCCGGAUCGCAGGAAAGAUUUGAUAAGGACGACCCUGAUGGACCCCGCCAGAUCCCUGCGGCUCCGGCUCCGCGGAUUCAACCGGAGCAGCCACGCCUCGCUCCCACACUCUCCAUCACCGGGGGCAUACUGGACGCUGCCCAGGUUGCUGCUGCCAUCCGCAGUUUCAUGGCAGACAGCACCCCUCCGAUCCCCGCCGUCAGUCCACCCCAAGCUGACUCCUCCGACUCCGACGGGGGCGGGUCAAGCACCAACGGCGACGAGACCAAUAACUUGUGGUAUACUCCCGUCCACCUCCUCGAAGCAGGGGACGUUUGUCUCAUCCUCCCCGACUUCAUCCAGCAGCUCCAAGACAUGGAUUCAGGGUUAACCCAAGCUGAAUUCCUUGAAUUGCUUCAGAGAGCGUUCAGAGAUGCCAACAACUCUGAUGGAUUCCACAGAUUGUCUGACAUAGUUGAGGAGAACCGUUGGAUUACCAAUGACGCUCCUCUUGUGUUGACAGACAGAUCGACUGGGACUUCUGUCAUGAAGAUGAAAAUUACUGCAAAACUUAUUCAGCUGAUCUGGCUUGAAUUAGAUGGGCAGAAUUGGAAGUCAUGCCAGGAAGUCAAAAAGGAAUGCUGCUUUCGAGAGGUUGUCGGGCAAUCUGUAGAAGAGCUCCUUGAUGUUGCACUUUCAUUCAGCAGCGCAAGGUGGUCUGCUGAUCAUGCAUCGCAAAUGCCAACCAUCUUUGAUGCACUUGUCGAUGUCCUAUAUACCAUAAGGGAAUUGACUUUCAGCAGUACUGAGUUCAUGCAUGAUGUGGUUGCUCAUGUUUUUCGCAAGAUGGUGGUUGAUUUGAGAGGAAUGCUUGAGGGGACUACCAGUGACAUGCAUCGCAUCAGAGAAUGUGCCAUCCAUCCAGCAACCGUUCUUCUUGUACGAUACCUGGAAUUUUUCUAUCGCAGCGGGGACAUGAUGCAGUUUGUACUUGGCACUGGGGAUUGGACUAUUGAGCUUAGCAUGAUCUAUGCUUGGGCCUCCAAGCUCAGUGAAGAUGCAAAAGCAAUGUUCCCAGCAAAGGGUCAAAGGUACAUAUACAUCUUGAAUAAUAUGGAUUUUGUUUAUCAACUGAAGUAUCAUCCCGGAGGAUGCCUUUCCAGUGAAGAACUGCAGAGGGGUCUCUGUUCGCUGAUCCAUCAGCACAUACAGAGCUACCUUGACGAAUGUUGGGUCCCGCUUGUGGGAUAUUUGGGUGUUGAUUCUCUGAAGAGAUUUCUUGAAGAGUUCUUUACCAUAUGUGAUAGUCAGAUGACAUGGAAAGUUCGUACUGUGCUCAAGGUGACACUGCGUCGGGAGAUUGUGGGGUUGGUUGUUCCAAAUUAUGAGAACUUCUUACAGAAAAAGUCCAGUUCGCACCGGACUUCCUGGUUGAAGGCCAGAUCUGGGAAACCAAUGUAUACUGCUGUGUGGUUGGAAGAGAAGAUAGGUGAAUUCUUUGAGAGAUAA